GGGGGAGGAGACUGUUUCCAUGACCCUAUAAGGCUUUUUCCCGUGAUCCUCUCCUUCUUUUCACCAUCUUUCCUUCUUCCCGGCCGCCGCAGCCAUGAAGGUCGAGCUGUGCAGUUUCAGUGGGUACAAGAUCUACCCCGGACACGGGAGGCGCUACGCCAGGACCGACGGGAAGGUUUUCCAAUUUCUUAAUGCAAAAUGCGAGUCGGCGUUCCUUUCCAAGAGGAAUCCUCGACAGAUAAACUGGACUGUCCUCUACAGAAGAAAGCACAAAAAGGGACAGUCGGAAGAAAUUCAAAAGAAGAGAACCCGCCGGGCAGUCAAAUUCCAGAGAGCCAUCACUGGUGCAUCUCUUGCUGAUAUAAUGGCCAAGAGGAAUCAGAAACCUGAAGUUAGGAAAGCUCAACGAGAACAAGCUAUCAGGGCUGCCAAGGAAGCAAAAAAGGCUAAGCAAGCAUCUAAAAAGACAGCAAUGGCUGCUGCUAAGGCUCCCACAAAGGCAGCACCUAAGCAAAAGAUUGUGAAGCCUGUGAAGGUUUCUGCUCCUCGUGUUGGUGGAAAACGCUAAGUUGGCCAAUCAGAUUUUUAAAUAAAGACUUACCAAGUUAAGAAUUUAGGAACUAAAUUUUUUUUAAGAUUUGAUUUGUUUUCUUAAAGAGGGGAAGGGAGGGAGAAAGGGAGAGAAACAUCAGUGUGAGAGAUCAGUUGCCUCUUCUACACACCCUGACCAGGCUCACCCCAAUUGGGUACCGAACCCCCAAUUCAAACAUGUGCUUUCGCUGGAGAUCAAACUGGCAACCUUUCAGUUUGUGGAACACAGUGCCCAAACAACUGAGCCACACUGAUCAGGGCAAGAGCUAAGUUUUUUGAAAGAUUAAUUUCUUUGAAAUACUGCCUCCUAAUGCAAAGUUUCAUAGCAGGAGAGAUGUUAGGCCAAAUGCAUGGUUAAAUGCUAGCUUUGCUCUGAUGAGGUACAAGGGCACAUUAUAGACUGCACUGCACACUGUCUUGUGGCUGUAAGUACUAGGACGCAGUGUAUGAGUUAAGGUGCCCUUUAUUCUGUUGCUUUUGCCUGUAGGAAGAUCUUUAUUUUCUUGUUAAAUUAGCCUCUUUUGUGACAAGUAGACAACAUUUUAUAUUGGGUUUGCCUUUUGUUCACUGGUAAUGUCACCUUUCAACCAUUAGCUUGAUAACUGAGUUGUAAGCACUUAAAACUAUCAGGUGUAUUUGUCUGCUCUUAUUUUCAAAAAAGAAGUUCAAGUGAUGAGCACAUCUUCAGUAAAAUAUACUUAGAAAUUUCCAAAGCAGUUCGAUGAGCUGGGAGUUUGACAGAGCCAUAGAUAAAAUUGGAGAAAUGCCUGAGUAGCCCGUUUAUGUUUGGGAGAUACUUGUAUAUAAAAUGUGAUAUGUGAAGUAGCAGUGAUCAUAAUUUAUGAUAAGAAUAGCCUUCCACAGAAAGUAGAUAUUACCUGCAUGUACCACAUUGUGCCAAGUUUCAGGGACACAAUGAACAAGUCAUGUCCUCUUGAGAAACAUGCUUUUCUAUAUGAAAAUACUAUGUGAG
Phyllostomus discolor (pale spear-nosed bat) is the source of this 1564-nucleotide messenger RNA. RefSeq names its product ribosomal protein L24 (gene RPL24). Gene Ontology annotation, molecular function: mRNA binding; structural constituent of ribosome. Gene Ontology annotation, cellular component: cytosolic large ribosomal subunit. The transcript is spliced from 6 exons. Gene Ontology annotation, biological process: cytoplasmic translation. The coding region runs from base 95 to 568 and encodes 157 amino acids. The record is from RefSeq and is a predicted model, not a curated record. Lineage: Eukaryota; Metazoa; Chordata; Mammalia; Chiroptera; Phyllostomidae.